Molecule: messenger RNA, 682 nt
Organism: Symsagittifera roscoffensis
Lineage: Eukaryota; Metazoa; Xenacoelomorpha; Acoela; Convolutidae
Product: c-Myc-binding protein-like
Exons: 5
Coding region: 72-398 (108 amino acids)
Biological process (GO): regulation of DNA-templated transcription
Cellular component (GO): nucleus
Molecular function (GO): transcription coactivator activity
Source: RefSeq, a predicted model, not a curated record
CCUAAUUGUUGUGAUAAACUUAUUAAAUAGAUAACCUUUAGUGUAUCGUCACGUUCAUUUCUGCAGAAAUAAUGGCAACUUAUAAGGCAGCAGAAUCGAAGAGGGAGGAGUUCAGAAGGUACCUGGAGAAGUGUGGGGUGCUAGACAAUCUGACCAAGGUGCUAGUGGCACUCUACGAGGAGCCAGAGAAACCCAACGACGCCCUCUCAUUUAUCAAACAACACAUGACUGCCGGAGGCCCAGAGACUGCCGAUGUUGAGGCUUUGAGACUGGAGAAUGGUGAAUUGCAGAAGAAGAACGAGGAAUUGGAGCAGACAGUACAGGAACUCAAACAACAGCUGAGCAAAUACGAGGUGAAUCAGGAAACUGUUGAGGAUAACCCGGAAGCAGCUGCCUAAACUUCCACUCAUCCAACUUCUGAGGAGAAAGGAGACAAGUCACCGGACCAACAGUUGUCAUGAAAUAAAAUUGUCUACGAAAACUGAACUAGUCUAGUGCUCUAUGUCUGUAUGCUCUGUAAACUCAGUAGUUCCGAGCUGAUCGCUCACGACUCACAAAUGUUUACCACGUUAAACGAAUAUAUCAUUUGUAGUUCAGUUGCUAGUCUACGGCUAUGUGUACAUAUCUCCUCUGUAAAUUUAUGUCAAAUUUAGUAUAAUCAAUUAACGAGUUGAGUUUUUCA